Manihot esculenta (cassava) is the source of this 2006-nucleotide messenger RNA. RefSeq names its product nudix hydrolase 8. The transcript has 9 exons. Lineage: Eukaryota; Viridiplantae; Streptophyta; Magnoliopsida; Malpighiales; Euphorbiaceae. The record is from RefSeq and is a predicted model, not a curated record. Gene Ontology annotation, molecular function: ADP-ribose diphosphatase activity; NADH pyrophosphatase activity; NAD binding. Bases 605 to 1705 code for a protein of 366 amino acids.
AUUUAUUUAGUUGAAAACAAAAUUUUCACAAAAUCUCCAAGAAUCCAUUGGUUUUAAUAAUUUAGAUUUUUUUUUUAAAAAGAUCCAAGAGACCUCACUGAUCUGGAUAAUAAAAUAAUCGGGCGAUUUCCCUCGAUUUUGUUCAUUUGAGUGAAAUGGAGAUUUUUUUUUAAAUAAAAAGAAGCAGAUUUGGUUAUUUUUGCGCCUUGUUUUUGUCAUUUUCAUGCUCCGAUCAUUUCGCACCACAUAUUUCCAAAGAUUCCCACUAAUUUAACCUUGGCUCUUAACACAAAUCAUGGAGUCUGAUCGCGACUUAUAUUACUCAUCACCAAGUGAAGUUGUUCUCAUUUUUAUUCUUCAUGCACUUGUUUGCUUCUCCUUUGCAUUGCCCAGAUUUUCAUUUUGUCAUGGCAGCUCUAGUUUGACUCCAAAUGGCGAUGUAUUCCAUGGUAUUUUCUUGUUGGAACAAUAACUCUUUGUCGCUGAGUAUACAACGUUAAGCUUUCUCAAUUUUGUGUAUAUAAACUAAGAAUUUGACGGUGCUUUACUUAUGGGCUUGUGAGUGUUAAUCGAGUUAGUUGGGAUUUGAUUACUUGAGUCAUUAAUGGAGUUGAAAUUGCUUGAUUUUCAAUCGGUGUCCUUAUCUGAGUUAGCUAUAUUCGGAAGGACGUACUGGAGUCCUUUUUCGACUUUAAGGCAUACGGCAGGUGUUAGAUUCUCAACUGGUUCUUGCAGAGGGAUAUCUGUGAAGGUGUCUAGUUCAAGUACUUCAAAUGGCACUUAUCUUUCAAAGAAGCCUGUUAGUUCAGAUGACCAAGAAAAAACUGCACCUGAGAAAUAUUUGUAUCGGAUUAAUGGAGCAAAUGGUUCUAAUUCAAGUCUGUUUUCUGGGCGUAUGAAAGUGCUUGACGCAUUUGAUGAUGAGUAUGGUGGUGUAGUUGUUGACUCAAAAAAUCUACCCAAGAAUUCAGAUGAUUUUGCUUCUGCUCUUCAUUUUUCGCUUUCUCAUUGGAAAAUAACGGGAAAGAAGGGAAUUUGGCUUAAGUUGCCACUGGAACGAUCAGAGCUUGUUCCCAUUGCUGUAAAGGAAGGUUUCCAGUAUCACCAUGCAGAACCAGCAUACGUGAUGUUGACUUACUGGCUUCCUGAAGAACCUUGUAUGCUUCCAGCUAAUGCUACACAUCAGGUGGGCGUGGGAGGAUUUGUCAUCAAUGACAAAAAUGAGAUUCUUGUAGUACAAGAGAAAUUCUGUGCCCCUUCCUUUUUUGGUCUUUGGAAAAUUCCAACUGGUUUCAUUCAUGAGUCAGAGGAGAUUUACACAGGAGCAGUGAGAGAAGUCAAGGAGGAAACUGGUAUUGAUACCGAGUUCAUUGAAGUUGUUGCAUUCAGGCAUGCUCACAACUUGGCUUUUGACAAGUCAGAUUUAUUCUUCGUUUGCAUGUUGAAACCCUUAUCAACUCAAAUCAUUGUUGACGAUCUUGAAAUUCAAGCAGCUAAGUGGAUGCCCUUGCUUGAGUUUGUGAAGCAGCCAUUGAUUGAAGGAGACAGCAUGUUCAAGAAAAUAAUAGAUAUUUGCAUUGCUCGGCUGGGCAAACGUUAUUGUGGAUUAUCUAAGCAUCAAUUGGUCUCCAAAUUUGAUGGCAGGCUAUCCUGCCUAUAUUAUAACGUUAUCGACGCUGCAGAUGUCAACUGCAGAGGCAAUUGAGACCAAGCUGUACGCCCCAUUGCUUACCAUCCCUUGCCUGUUGUGUUAUCUUGUGGAAUGCAUCUCUUGUUUUGCCUUGGUGUGUUCAAGUAUAGCAACAGAAGUGUAAGCACAUGGAAUUAACAGUUAAAGAGUAAAUACUACAAACUUCUGAAUACUGCAGCUUACAUGUAACAUACAUUUCUGUUUCCUGCUAUUUUCUCUCUGGCUGUGGCUGGGGAUAAGUAAAAUGUAAUAUAAAAUAUCUAAAUGUAUAUAUUCUUAAUUUAAUGAUGAAUAUGCUACUGUAAACGUUCUGUCA